This is a messenger RNA of Periophthalmus magnuspinnatus, 560 nucleotides long. RefSeq names its product centrosomal protein 19 (gene cep19). Gene Ontology annotation, biological process: trans-Golgi to periciliary membrane compartment transport; microtubule anchoring at centrosome. Gene Ontology annotation, cellular component: centrosome; ciliary basal body; spindle pole. The coding region runs from base 81 to 560 and encodes 159 amino acids. NCBI's taxonomy places the organism in Eukaryota, Metazoa, Chordata, Actinopteri, Gobiiformes, Gobiidae. The transcript has 2 exons. The record is from RefSeq and is a predicted model, not a curated record.
UGCAGAUGCAAAUGUGCACUGAAGCAUUACCGUUAUAGUUCGGAGUCUGUUGGGAUUGAUGAAACAGUUACUGUAGGAAGAUGAACUUUGAGGCAAAGCGAUGUGGGGUGCAGUUUAGUCCUCCAUCGAUAGUUUUAAUUUAUGAAAACAAGUCAACCAAUAAGCUUCGGAAGAGAAUCAUACCCGUACGGAAAUACUCAAAGGAUUCAGCAGACUACAGGAAGGCAGCCGAAACACUGAAGAAUCAUCCUCGCCAUAGGGACUACCUCCAGAGUGUAUCUCAGAGCCAGCUAGAGAGACUGCACAUCAUCUUACGGGACCACAUGCAGGGUUUAAGUCUGGAACAAAGUCUCGCCUCUUUUCGGUUAGACCCGGAGCAAGAUCUCAACAAACUGGAUGACGACGAAUUGGCCCGAAAGAAGGGGAAAAUGGAUGAACUCUUUGAGAAGAAUAGAAAAAGAAAAGAUGAUCCUGACUUUGUUUAUGACGUGGAGGUCGAGUUUUCAGCAAACAACCAAGAAAAGUGCAGCUGGGAUGAGGAGUCAGACGAUGGAUUUUAA